Messenger RNA from Rhinichthys klamathensis goyatoka, 2136 nucleotides. RefSeq names its product neurexophilin and PC-esterase domain family, member 3 (gene nxpe3). Lineage: Eukaryota; Metazoa; Chordata; Actinopteri; Cypriniformes; Leuciscidae. The record is from RefSeq and is a predicted model, not a curated record. Bases 91 to 1791 code for a protein of 566 amino acids. The transcript is spliced from 5 exons.
UUUUGGUUUGUCUUAUUUGCUUAGCAUGCAAUAAUGGCCAGCCAUGACCCACUGUAUUGUCGGACAGAAGAAUGACAGAGAGAGGAAACCAUGGAGAAAUACCUUCCCAAAUAUGUUCCGGUCUUUACUCUGCUGGCACUGUCAGGACUUCUAUUCCUGCUGUGGAACAUCACCUCGUUGGAAAGCUGGAACUGCCAGACAGCAUCUACCUUCUAUCAGCUUCAAAACAGCAUCCAGUCAGUCUUGAAGACCUCUGAAUUUCUUCUACCUGUGGAGUUCAACUACUCAUUCUGUGCCCACCUCGGCCAGGAGCCCUCCGCAGAGGAAGCCAGGGAGGAGAGCUAUCUUCUCAAAUCCAUCGCCUGGCCAGAGCCAUCAAUACUAGGACUGCCGUUGCGUCAAAGUAGCGAUCCUGCACAGAGCUAUUAUACUAUUCAAGACCCCGGAGAGCUGCAGGUUGGUGGGCAGUUUGUAGUGAAGGUACAGAUGCAAAACUUUUUGGGCCAGCCCAAAAAACACGGAGGAGACUUCCUAGUAGCACGACUUCACACACCAGAGCUGGCAGCAGGUGUGGUGGGGCGGGUACAAGACCACAACAAUGGAAACUACACUGUAUUUUUCCCACUGCUUUGGGCAGGCGUUGUGCAGGUGGAACUGACCAUGAUUCACUCCAGCGAAGCCGUGAUGGUCCUCAGGCGACUGAGAGAGGAGCAAUCGGACCGAGUGUUCUUCAAGAGCCUCUUCCGCUCAGGGUACCUCUCUGAGACCACUUUGUGUAAUUUGUGUCUGCCACUCAAACAGCAGCCGCUUUGCAACUACACAGACCCACAGACCGGAGAACCCUGGUUCUGUUAUAAGCCCAAGAUGUUGGACUGUGAUACACGGAUCAACCACUCAAAAGGGGGGUAUAAGAAACACCUUCUCACUGUUUAUGAGUCACAGUUCUUCCACAGUGGAGUAAAUAUCAAAAUCCCAAUACAUUCUGCAGGGGUGGACAAUGUGACUGUUCUACCUGCUUCUAAAGUACGAACCAAAGGGAAGCACCUUAAAUUCACUCCUUCCGGUUACUACUACCAGGGAUCAUGGAAGCCGUUGAGUGGUGUCGUCAUGCGUCAGUUUAAUGGCUCUUCAGUCAUAACCCAGUGUCUUAGAGGGAAAAUGGUGUACAUGUAUGGAGACUCCACUGUGCGACAGUGGUACGAGUAUCUCAUUGCCCAUGUUCCAGAGCUUAAAGAAUUCAACUUUCAUAGCCCGAAGAAUGUUGGCCCGUACAUGGCAGUCGACAGCAACCACAACACACUGUUGAGAUACCGCUGCCACGGGCCGCCGAUCCGCUUCACAUCCGUGUUCUCGGCUGAGAUGCACUAUAUCUCAAAUGAGCUGGACGGCUUACGAGGGGGCUCGGACACGGUGGUCGUGAUUAGCAUCUGGUCACAUUUCAGCACUUUCCCAGUGCAGGUUUACAUACGGCGCCUGCGCCACAUCCGCAGGGCGGUGAUCCGACUGCUGAACCGAGAACCAUCGACUACGGUUCUGAUUCGCACAGCCAAUCUCCAGAAACUGGACCCGGAGUCCAGCAUGUUCAACAGCGACUGGUACUCUCAACAGCUUGACGCAGUGCUCCGAGCCAUGUUUAAAGGUCUGAACGUCCAGUUGGUGGACGCCUGGGAGAUGACACUGGCCCACCACCACCCUCAUCAGCUACACCCUCCACCUGACAUUAUAUCAAACAUGCUGAACUUUGUCCUUUCCCACAUCUGCCCAGUAAGGAGAAAGAGAAGGCAGGGCUAAUGCAAGGCUUAACCUCUCUAGCAGAAUUUGAGGAAUAUUUAUUUUAAGUUGUAUUUUUAGCCUUUUUAGAGAGGGGGACAGGAUCAGCGCUGGGAAUUGAACUCGGGUCACCAGAGGUGCAGUUGCACUAUAUGGCGGAGCGUUGCCCAUGAGGAUAACGGUUCUGACAUUUGUGGGCAAUCUUGAGGAACUGGUGAGAGUACUACUCUUCCAAACCUCUGCCUUUGGGAUCAGCGCUUUUGCUAUCUAUUCAGCCAUUAUUUGCUAUCUGUUUGGGCUUGCAAAUGUUCAUAAUGAUUUUGUUGAUUAGAAAUACAAAAGCAAACAGUUAAUGUAGCCCUUUAU